UGACCCAUCAACGUGGUAUCGACUUGGUACUCCCGACACUAAGGCAGACUACAAUCUCUAUUGUAACGUCUCGAGCCACAUAUAUGAGUGACAAUCCUGCCAGCGUCGGCGACCUGGGGCGUUAUUCAGUCCAAGACAGUCUUGCUUUUCACACAAACACAUCUCGGGGCCUCUACCUGGUCUUGUCUCACCUUCUCUUUAUAAAGAUUUAAAUUAAAGGCCUCUUUCACAAGAUAUUCACUACUACGCAUAGGGGUACUGAGCUCACUUCUCCCCAUCCCACUACUGCCCUCGUCGGGCAGUCUCGAUUGUUUAGGCUUGAAUCCAGUUACGCGGGUUGCGCCGAGACCAUGCCAGCAGUGAUCCCAACCACUGUAGGUGUUAGCAUUGAGGAGGCACAGUCGAGUGGAACAGAUUUCGAUACUACAAAUGGCGUCGAAACCGUAAAUGGCCUUCAUAAAAGAAUGAAUGGCGUAAACGGCCUGAACGGAUUGAACGGCCGCGCGGAAACAUGGCCUGGGUCUGCUCGUCCGUCGAGUCGAGGUUCUUCCAAUGGUACCGGCGUUACUGAUCACCAUACCGCUCAUGAGUACGAAGCCGGCGGGCCAAGAUCUCGCCCCUUCGCACACAUGCGGACCUGGGCCGAUGACCCCAAAGUAAUGGCCUUCCCAAGGAUUUCAAAGCCAAUGGAACUAAUGAAACAUGCCUAUGAUUGUGUCGUCAUUGGGUCAGGGUAUGGUGGAGGCGUUGCUGCGGCGCGUAUGGCACGUGCGGGCAAGCAUGUCUGUGUUCUCGAACGUGGCAAAGAGCGCUGGCCUGGCGAGUUUCCCACAGGUACGGGAGAUGCUCUCGACCAACUGCAUUAUUCAGGCCAGAUAGUACCGCCAUGGUUACCCAAGAAGGUUGUCCACGGUGGUGAUCCCACUGCCAUGUAUCACCUGAUCUUUGGUAAUGGUCAAAAUGCAUUGGUUGGCAAUGGACUUGGAGGAACGAGUCUAAUAAACGCCAAUGUCUUCCUAGAGGCGGACGAGGAUGCACUACAGCUGGAACAGUGGCCCAAAGAAAUUAAGGACAAUAAGGGUUGCUUAAGGGAAUACUACGACAAGGCUGCCGAGGUCCUCGAACCUGAGGAGUAUCCGGAUGACUGGCCAGACCUACCUAAGCUUGAACUUCUCAAGAGGCAAGCUCAAUAUCUCAAUAUGUCAGAGAAGUUCUCGCGAGUGAGACAAACUACGCGAUUCCGCAACGGACCAAACAGCUGUGGCGUUGAGAUGUCUGCCUCUGCGUCUACUGGCCAAGAUGCCACUGGCUUGAACGACGGCUCAAAGAAUACCACGCUCGUCACCUACCUGUCAGAUGCAUGGAAUUGGGGCGCGGACAUGUUCUGCCAAUCGGAGGUACGGUAUAUCACCGAAGCUUUCAAGGAUAACGGUGAGAAAGACGGCUACAUUGUCUACUUUGCCUGGCAUGGAGGGAACCGUGGCCACUUUAAAGCCAAUCUCCAUGAUGACUUAAUGUGGGUUCAUGCGAAGGAGGCUGUGUUUCUCGGUGCUGGUGCUAUUGGCUCAACCGAAAUCCUGCUGCGGAGCAAGCAGAUGGGCCUGAAAAUGAGCGACAAGGUCGGCCAGAACAUGAGCGGUAACGGAGACAUGUUAGCCUUCGGAUACAAUACAGACUACGAGGUCAAUGCCAUGGGCAGACGAUUCCCGUCGCCAUAUCAUCCAAUCGGGCCUUGCAUCACUGGUAUAAUCGACAAUAGGAAAGGUCAUGAGAAUCCACUAGAUGGCUAUGUCAUUGAGGAAGGUACCAUUCCAGGGGCGCUUGUACCUUUCAUGCAGACGCUUCUCGAACUCAUGCCUGGCAGUAUUGAGACAUCCGACGAGUCUCUUUUCGAUAGAGUGAAGGCUAACCUUGCGCGUGCGGGAAGUUUCUUCCUCGGACCGUACUUUCGUAAAGGUGCAAUCGAGAGGACACAGGUUUAUCUCAUCAUGUCUCAUGAUAGCAAUCAAGCAUAUCUGACGCUGAAAGAGGAUAAGCCAGUCCUUGAAUUCAUUGGUGUCGGCCGUAGCGAUCAUGUCAAGUACUUGAAUCGUAUCCUUGAGAAGGCGACUCGAGCUGUCGGAGGAACAUUCGUGCAAAAUCCCUUCUAUUCUCUUCUGGGCCAGCAGCAAAUCACAGUCCAUCCUAUUGGCGGCGCAUGCAUGGCAGACUCUGGUGACAUGGGCGUGACAAACCAUGCUGGUGAAGUGUUCACGGGUGACGGCACAGAUACUCACGAUGGCCUCAUUGUCACGGAUGGUGCAAUUCUUCCAUGUUCUCUGGGAGCGAAUCCAUUUGCAACCAUUACUGCUCUGGCAGAGCGCUCAUUAGACCUAUACGCAAAGCGCAAGCAGCUGAGCAUCAGCGCCAAGAAGAACGAACUGCUAGAUCUGUUCGGAUCCCCUGAACACCCUAAGUAUCGUCGCAAGCCUUGCGUUGAGGACUGUCAUGUGCAUGUUGAAGAGAGAAAGGAGGAGGAAGAAAUCUACCACGCACACAAGUCAAUCACGUCUGCUCGUCGCCUGAAAGACGGCGGGUUUGGCUUUACUGAAGUGAUGUCCGGCCACAUUCACCGCCUCCACAACGACAGCAGCAUGCUCAAAGACAACAUUGACGACUACGAGCUAGCAGCGAGAACUGCCAAGUCUAUGUGUGAGACUGCACGCUUCUUCCUCAGCGUGCAAGCGUUCAACACGAGAUCCGUCGUGAACGACCCCAAGCACUCAGCCAACUUGACAGGCACUUUCUCCUGCCCAACACUGGAGGGCUCUCCAUUCAUGGUUCGACGGGGAAAUUUUAACCUGUUUCUCGUCGAUACCAAAGCGCCUGGAACUCGAAACCUCACCUACGAUUUCGACAUGUUCGGCACAAAUGAGCGGAGACUCCAUUUUCACGGCUAUAAGGUAGUCGAUUCUUCGGUCGCACUUUCGCCGGCGCAAUUUUGGAGAUCUACAAGUACGCUUUACGUCCAUAUAACAGAGCGGCCCCCUAAGGGAACGCGGGAGCAAGGCGGCCAAGACGAAGACUACUGUCCAAAGGGUAAAGUCAUUGCUCAGGGCAUCAUGCGAAUUCAGCCAAAAGACUUUCUUUCCGAGAUACUCACGUUGUCACCAACAGGCAGCAGCAUUUUCAACAAAAUAAAAAGCGUUGCGAACUUCAUGACUUUCUUUACACGGAAAUCCAUGAACUUAUUCUUGGCGCCCCUGACGCCACUACAAUAUCCCAGCCCGGCAUAUACAGGCUUCGUCAACAACACGCCUCGCACCAAAUCGUACAAGAUCACAGCUCGUGACGGUGUCAGGACGAGCUUGCAUAUGUGGGAACCAACAAACACGUCGGUUGAAACCAAGAACUUGUUCAUGAUACCAGGUGCUUCCGUGGAUCAUCAAAUCUUUGCGCUACCUACCAUUCGUAUGAAUGCUGUCAAUUACUUUCAGCGUGCUGGUUACCGCGUGUUUAUUCCGGUCCAUCGUAUCGGCGUGCUCAUGGUAGCCCAGAAUGACUGGACCACGUUUGACGCACGGCUGGAUCUACUGGCGUGUCUGGAGUUCAUUCGCAAAAGGUAUCCCACCUAUGCAGAGCCUGUGCAAGAUAACGAGGAGAAACCUGAGCCUGAACCAAUAUAUACCAUUGCCCACUGUAUGGGCAGCGUGGCAUUCGCAACAGGGCUACUCGACGGCACCAUUCCCGCAAAGUGGAUAAAGGGCGUGACAUGCAGUCAGGUAUUCAUGAACCCCAUCUGGAACUGUAUGAACAUGAUUAAGAUCCUGGCACUGCCGAUUCCGGCCGAUAGACUAUACCGCUUCUUUGCGGGUAAUUGGUUCAGCUGCAGUACAGGCAAAAAUGACAGCUAUGUGCAGAAGGCGUUGAACGAGUUGCUGCGGUUCAUGCCGGAUGAACGCAAGGAGAUUUGCAACAACGCAACCUGCCACCGAGUCUCCCUCGUGUUCGCACGCUGCUGGAACCACCGAAAUCUCAACGAGGCCACCCACCGACAGAUCGACCGCUUCUUCGGCGGUGUCAACAUGACCCUGCUACACUUGCUCAUGAAGCAGGGUUUCCAGGGCCACGUUAUGUCCAACGGUCCUUUAUAUGAGCGCCUCGAUACACCCGAGAACGUUCGCAAGCUCCGUGGCAUACCCUUCCUGCUGUUUGUUGGAGGUGACAACGCUGUGCUGAGCCCCGAGAGCACGGAGCGCACCUAUGAGGUGCUCACGGAUGCCUUCGGGACUCGCAAGGACGACGGCAUCGAGUACCGCCGUCGAGUCGUGCCUGAUUACGGACAUCUCGACUGCUGGAUGGGCCGCAACGCCUGGAAGGACGUCUAUCCAUUCGUUUUGACCGAAGUCGACCGUGUAGUGCGGGGGCCAAAAUACAAAUUCGAGGAGCCAAACGACGAAUUCAAAAUGUUGAUGGACUCAGGUGAACUUCUUGCACAAUGA
Messenger RNA from Xylaria bambusicola, 4481 nucleotides. RefSeq names its product glucose-methanol-choline oxidoreductase. The record is from RefSeq and is a predicted model, not a curated record. The transcript is spliced from 6 exons. Bases 351 to 4481 code for a protein of 1376 amino acids. Gene Ontology annotation, molecular function: flavin adenine dinucleotide binding; oxidoreductase activity, acting on CH-OH group of donors. Lineage: Eukaryota; Fungi; Ascomycota; Sordariomycetes; Xylariales; Xylariaceae.